Triplophysa dalaica is the source of this 740-nucleotide messenger RNA. RefSeq lists its product as uncharacterized. NCBI's taxonomy places the organism in Eukaryota, Metazoa, Chordata, Actinopteri, Cypriniformes, Nemacheilidae. The record is from RefSeq and is a predicted model, not a curated record. Bases 48 to 740 code for a protein of 230 amino acids. The transcript has 4 exons.
AAAAAGAAGAAAUACAAACUCGUCUGUAUUUUAUCUGGUCUGUCAAAAUGGAGACACGGAUGAUUUUACUCAUGAUCUUCACUGCAGUUUCAGGCUCAUUUGCAGAUACAAUUGGACCAGAAGGAGACACGUAUAUAAUCGGUCAUGAAGGAGAUUCUGUCACACUGAAUUGCAAAUAUGAAGCAGACAGCAAUUAUGUUUGGCUUUACUGGUACAGACAGUUUCCUAACACAGAACCUCAGUUUAUAAUGUGGAAAGGUGCCCGAGCAGAAGAUGGCAAGAAAAACAUACCAAAUCCUAAUGAAUUUGAUUCCUCUACAUCCAGAACAUCUACACAACUGAUCAUUAAAAAAUCUGCUCUGAAAGAUUCAGCUCUUUAUUACUGUGCUCUUUGGACAGACCCAGUGAUACAAAGUGAUGCUAAUGAGAAUCCUAUCAGACCAGACAACACAUCUGUGUCUAUAACUGAAGGACACAACAUCACUCUGUCCUGUACAUAUGAUGGAUCAGCUUACAGUCUUCACUGGUACCGGCAGACGUCUGGAUCAACACCAGAGUUUCUAGUGCUUAUUAGGGAGUCCGAUAAAUAUAUCACCAAAUCUACUCCACCUCAAGCACAUAUGAGCAUCAGACUUCAUGAUAAACAAGUGUAUCUGGAGAUCUCCUCUGUUAAAGUCACAGACUCUGCUCUGGUUGAAACUAAACUCUACAGGACAUCGGCCCUUCAGGAGCUGAGUUGA